Molecule: messenger RNA, 1179 nt
Organism: Misgurnus anguillicaudatus (oriental weatherfish)
Lineage: Eukaryota; Metazoa; Chordata; Actinopteri; Cypriniformes; Cobitidae
Gene: med6
Product: mediator complex subunit 6
Biological process (GO): regulation of transcription by RNA polymerase II
Cellular component (GO): mediator complex
Molecular function (GO): transcription coregulator activity
Source: RefSeq, a predicted model, not a curated record
UACCCGCCAUUAAAAGGAAGAAGAAGAAGAAGAAGAAGAAGAAGACGUUCGACGGUAGUUACGCCAUCAUCCCGCGCCUGUUCGCGAAGAUGGCGUCGGUCGAUAACUUGCUGGGGAUCUCGUGGGUAGACAGUGGCUGGGUGCCCAUCCUGAACCCCAGCAAUGUGCUGGAGUAUUUUUCUGAGAGGAGUAACCCUUUCUAUGAUCGCACCUGCAAUAACGAGGUGGUGAAGAUGCAGAGAUUAACACUGGAUCACCUCAAUCAGAUGGUUGGUGUGGAAUAUAUUUUGCUUCACGCUCAGGAGCCAAUUCUGUACAUCAUUAGAAAACAGCAGAGACAGUCACCAACACAAGUGAUCCCCCUUGCUGACUACUACAUCAUAGCUGGAGUGGUGUAUCAGGCACCUGAUCUAGGAUCAGUCAUCAGUUCCAGAUUGCUCUCAGCGGUUCAUGGGAUCCAGUCAGCAUUUGAUGAAGCAAUGUCCUUCUGCAGGUAUCACCCAUCCAAAGGCUACUGGUGGCAAUUUAAAGACCAGGAAGAGAAAGAGAGGGUAAAGCCUAAAUCAAAACGGAAGGAAGAGCCCAGUUCUUUGUUCCAGAGGCAGAGAGUUGACACACUGCUAUUGGACCUACGCAAUAAAUUUCCUCCGACUUUCUAUCAGCAAAAACCAGGAGAGAAGCCUGUCCCAGUGGAGGUAAAGAAAGAGCCAGAGGUACCACCCGAGACCGUAAAGCCACAAGAAGAGAAGGAGACGAAACCUCCAGCCCCACCUGGACCUGCCAGGCCAGCCCCGCCUACGCCCAACAAACCACCACCUGAGAAACGUGCUCGCCUGCAGUGAUAUAAACAUUCAUGCUGGCUUACCCGAUUUAGCCUCAGUAUGAGGUUGUCUACGACCUUGAUUCAUUAUUGGAGUGCUGCAUAAAACAAACAAACAUGCCUCAGGACUGUGUUACUGUAUAUAAAUAUGCUUUAUACUCAUUUUUGUAAUAAGGGAAAACAAUGUUCUGUAUUUUAUUGUCUUUAUUUCACUGUUACCGUGUUUAUUGUGCCAUUGACUCUUACAGGCUGACAUACAGAGUGAGAAUUAAUGCUGUCAGUGAUCUUGAUUGCAUGAUUUUGUUUUCAUGCAUAUUUUGUACAGCCAUUUAACUAAUUAUUAAAUUUCAGUCUUUGUA